AUGUAUAUAGUGGAGGUAAGAGAAGUGUGGCAACACUGUAGAGCACAGACUACCACUUCCUCACAACACCGAGACUUGACUUGUUAUUUUAGAAAAAUAAGAAAUGUCCAAAGCAGAGAAUAGCAGUGAUGGUCCUCCAAGAAAGGUUCCCCGUUUAGACAGCGAAGAGGACGACAGCAGACAGUCAUGCGCAACAACUGGAGGUGGCAGCCAGAGCCUGGAUAAAGAAGAAGCAUCGUGGGCAUGGGCAGGAACUGGAUUGACUUCCACUCGGGCAUCUGGUGGCAAUGAUAUGCUGUCGGACUCUCGGUACGAAGGCUUUCAACUUUUAGAUGAAGUGCAUGAUGGGGAUGAAGAAGACAACGAUGAACCAGAUGGCCAAGAUUCUGAGGAGGACUACGAAUAUGAUUCCGAGGUGCCCGAAGAAGAGAUUGAUGCUCUUCUGGAGGAAGGACUUCCAGAGGAAAUGAAAGGCCCAAGAAAGAGAAAAAAGGACACUGUUUUAGGAGAAGGAGAGGAUGCCCCAUAUGAUGAAAGACAAAAAGUUGUUCUUGUUGAAAAAGGCAGCAAUCAUUUUGAGGUGCUGCCAGAGGGUUGGGUGCAAGUCACCCACAACAGUGGUAUGCCAGUCUAUCUUCACAAACAAUCAAGAGUUUGUACUAUGUCCAAACCCUACUUUCUAGGACAAGCCAGUGUUAGGAAACAUGACAUUCCUUUGAGUGCUAUCCCAUGCUUCCAGUACAUGAAGGCACUUGAGGUAGAAAACAGCAGUACAGAAGAAAUCAAAGAGAGUACUGAUCAAGAAAAGAGUGAUCAAGAUGAUAGAGAACAACAGAGAGAUGAAGUACCAGUGGAAAAUGGAAUUGAUAGCAUCAAGGUUGCGUCAAGUGGGAGUCGACCAUCUGGAUGUCCCGCGAGCACUGGGAGUCUGGCUGCAGCUCUGGCUCUCAACACUGGUAAAGAAGGAGUGGCUCCACCUGCAGCAUUGAUGGUGGGUAAUGCCAAGAUUGAGACAGCUGUUGAAAACCUGCAGCAACAAUCUCUUGAUGUGACAGAGUUGCGAGAGUACUGCCAGAAGCGUUUUCAGUUUAAGAGCAUCAAAAUCAUUAGAUUCAAGUCUUGGGCAGAAAGGAGGAGAUUCCAGAAGCUGAAUAAAAAGAAAGAUCGUCCUCAGUUACCUGAAGGAACCAAACUCAUCUCACUCAGGAGACAAGAAGAAGAUGGUGCUCCAGCAGCUAGCAGUAAAAAGGAAUGGAUUAUGAAUCCCAAAGGAAAAAGUUAUGUGUGUAUCUUGCAUGAGUAUGUCCAGCACGCUUUGAAGAAGCAACCCAAAUAUGUCUUCAAAGAAGUAGAAAAUGCAGCCACUCCUUAUGCAGCAACCAUUAUUAUCAAUGAAAUGCAAUACAGCACAGGAUAUGGGAGCAGCAAAAAGCAAGCCAAAACAGAAGCAGCCAAGGCAACACUGGAGAUUCUAUUGCCUGAGCUGGGAGAGAAGAUCAGGGAAGAGUCCAACACUAAAGGAGAGGCUGAUUUAUCUUUCUUUGAUGAGAUCCGUAUUGAAGAUCCCAGAGUACCCGAGCUCUGUAACAAGACCAGUGAACUUUCUCCCUACUCCAUUCUAUUGAAUUGUUUACAAAGAAACUUUGGCCUUAAUGGUGCAAACAUAGACUCAAGGCUGGUGACUCAGAAGAACCAAAAAAAUGAAUUUGUGAUGACUGUGGGUAAACACACAGUGCAGGUCCAGUGUAAGAACAAGAAGGAUGGCAAGCAGAGAGCAUCUCAGGCUAUUCUUCAGAAACUUCAUCCACACAUUAGUAGCUGGGGAUCAUUACUAAGGUUGUAUGGAAACAGAUCUAUGCAGACUAUGAGAGAGAAAAAAGCUGAGGAACAAGAGAUCACAUUACUGCAGUCAAAUGCCACAGUCAACCAACCAAACACUUCCAUCAUUAAUAAGCUAAAGCAAGAAAUGCUUAAGUUGCAGGAAAUGAAGAACUCCAUCCAACCCAUUGGAAAGUUCCUUCCCCCAGAAGAUGUUGCUCUUCCAUCUGCUUCAGGAAUUGAUCUGAAUAAUGUGGACUUGUAAAGGCACUGUAUUGACACCAUUACAGUGUUCUCGAUGAUGUCCAUCACCAACACUGCAUUAUACAAGAUAUUUCGCAGACUUUCAAGUUUCUUGGUAGCUAAUCAGGAGGAUGAAAACUGUUUUCAUGAAAUACAGUUUGUCGUAGUUUCAUAUACAUUUUAAAAUGAUAUUUUAUUCAGUGUGAACUAGUUUGUCUAACAGAAUUAUAAGUCAGGUUCAUAGCUAUUUAGUAAGUGAAUGCAUUGCAUCACUACCUGUAACAGAUAACAGAUAUACUAAGUGAAAAAAGUGUUACUAAGCUGUGAUGAAAUAACUAACCACAAAGUUAACUGUGAUAUUCAGAGUGCAUGGACUUCAUCAAUUUUAUACCUCCUUUUUAUUUUAGCUAUACUAUUUAAGAACUAUUUAUUAUUGCAUAGAAUCAGUCUUUCACAAACUAUAAAUGACAUUUCAUUUAUGAUUUAGACUAUUGUGAAUGGUUACAGGUUUUAUUCUUAUUAAUUUUCCUAUUUAUAUGAAAAUAAUACAAUGCAGUAUAAAGAAAAUAUAUUUUAAAUAUAAUACACUGUUGGACACUGAUGUAGAAUAUAAUGACCACUAUUAUAUUUAAUGAAGAUGCUAUACUGUAUAAUUGAAAUUCAGCUUUUACAAGCUUUCAAUAUUUUUAAUUCUGCUUUUAUCCCUCAAAGGAAGGUUCCUUGAUGCUAGUGAGCAGUUCUUGAUCCAAGAUAUUGGAUUUGUCUUCCCCUUCCUUGGAUCAAACCUGAUUGACUCCUGUUUCCCAGGCACUGUAUGAUUGACUCCUGUUUCCCAGGCACUGUAUGAUUGACUCCUGUUUCCCAGGCACUGUAUGAUUGACUCCUGUUUCCCAGGCACUGUAUGAUUGACUCCUGUUUCCCAGGCACUGUAUGAUUGACUCCUGUUUCCCAGGCACUGUAUGAUCCCUGUGGGUUUAGUGUUUCCCCCUAAAUAUAAUAAUUAUAAUAAUGAUGGUUCUUUUGUAACAAGUAAUAGUCUUGCAACAAGUACAGUUAUUACAUAAGUUUUGUUUGUUAGUUUUUUGAUGGAGCAGUUCAAUGUUGUAUUUGUGCAUUUGAUUAGAAUUUGUAAUGGAAAACAAUUUCCCCUGUUUUGAAAAAAAAAAUUAGAUAUUCUCUUUGGAAAAUUUUGAAUUCUUAGAGGAUGCAGUAUCAGAAUAAAAAAUUUCAGUGUAAAUUCUCAAAAAUGUAUUUAACAUAUUUAGGAGAAUUCUAGAUAAAGGGUAAAUGAUUGUAGAGUACAGGCAGAGGCUCUGCUUAUUCAGCAGGCUACUGCUGUAAAGUACAGGCAGAGGCUCUGCUUAUUGAGCAGGCUACUGCUGUAAAGUACAGG
This is a messenger RNA of Cherax quadricarinatus, 3454 nucleotides long. RefSeq names its product partner of drosha (gene pasha). Gene Ontology annotation, biological process: primary miRNA processing. Gene Ontology annotation, molecular function: primary miRNA binding; heme binding; identical protein binding. The record is from RefSeq and is a predicted model, not a curated record. Gene Ontology annotation, cellular component: microprocessor complex. NCBI's taxonomy places the organism in Eukaryota, Metazoa, Arthropoda, Malacostraca, Decapoda, Parastacidae.